GUGACCAGCCGCCGCGGCCGUUGGUUCCUCAGCUGACGCAGGAGAGCUGGCACGCAUGCGCUGUCUCCCCGGUUGUUGUCUGCGCGGCGGUGGCGGACAAGGAGGCGAGAUGUCGAAGCACGAGUUCUUCGUGGAUAUGACAUGUGAAGGCUGCUCUAAUGCAGUGACUCGAGUGCUGGACAAGCUCGAAGAUGUGCAGUUUAAUAUUGAUCUUCCAAACAAGAAAGUUUUCAUCGAGUCCAGCCGCAGUGUGGAGGAUUUGACAAAUUCUCUGAAAAAGACGGGAAAGGAAGUGAAAUAUAUUGGAAAAAAUUAGAGCACAAAUGGUCGUCAAUGUAACCGAAAAGAAACACCUGCCAGACGGAUGAAAUCAAAGUGUUUCUCUGGCAGCAGAAUCGAUAGAACCAAAUUACAGGGCAACAACAGCUGGAUUCUUUGUGACCAUAAUUAAAAGCUGUAAUUCCAAUAAUUAUUAACCUCAGACUGAAUGGAUAGCAAAGUGCUAUUUGGAAUGUUACAUUACUGGAAAUGCCUUAAUUUAUAAAUUUGCUUGAGUAGAUCUAUAAUUUUCUUUUGCAUUAAUUUACACAAUAAAUAAAUGUCUGUCUCAAUAACUGCUAAAGUAGCUGCUAGGAGCUUUGCUUCUUGAAUUAGUUAUAAUCAUUAAAUUUAUUAUUGACGCAGAUGGAGAUUUCUGUGCGUUACACCUGAUGAGGCAAUUGAUCAUUUGUCUUGCCUACCUGAUGGCAUAAGCAUGGUUCUCCUUAGAAUCAGUGUCAGAUUAUUUACAGAUUAAAAGCUGAGUAUUUGGUUA
Amblyraja radiata (thorny skate) is the source of this 814-nucleotide messenger RNA. RefSeq names its product antioxidant 1 copper chaperone (gene atox1). Gene Ontology annotation, cellular component: cytosol. The record is from RefSeq and is a predicted model, not a curated record. Gene Ontology annotation, molecular function: copper chaperone activity; metal ion binding. The transcript is spliced from 4 exons. Bases 56 to 316 code for a protein of 86 amino acids. NCBI's taxonomy places the organism in Eukaryota, Metazoa, Chordata, Chondrichthyes, Rajiformes, Rajidae. Gene Ontology annotation, biological process: copper ion transport.